Molecule: messenger RNA, 2385 nt
Organism: Aspergillus homomorphus CBS 101889
Lineage: Eukaryota; Fungi; Ascomycota; Eurotiomycetes; Eurotiales; Aspergillaceae
Product: 6-phosphogluconate dehydrogenase, decarboxylating
Exons: 3
Coding region: 1-2385 (794 amino acids)
Biological process (GO): pentose-phosphate shunt; pentose-phosphate shunt, oxidative branch; nucleoside metabolic process
Cellular component (GO): cytosol
Molecular function (GO): phosphogluconate dehydrogenase (decarboxylating) activity; S-methyl-5-thioadenosine phosphorylase activity; NADP binding
Source: RefSeq, a predicted model, not a curated record
AUGUUUAGCAAAAUUGGUAUUGUCGGGGCCGGCAACAUGGGCUCCAUGAUGGCCUUCGCCUUUAACGAGCUCGGGCUCGACGUCUCCAUCUGGGACGUCAACCCAAAGAACCUCGACGGCAUCCGCCAGUGGAUCGGCCAAAAAAAGUUCACCGGAAAGGGCAAGGUGCAAGUCUUCAACGAGGUCGAUCAAUUCACCCAAAGUCUUGGCCAAGAUCAGAAACUCUUCAUCUUCUCCAUCACCCACGGAGACCCCGCCGACUCCGUGCUCGACAAGAUUCAGGACAGCCUGCAGAAAGGCGACAUCAUCCUCGACGGCGGCAAUGAACACUACCGCCGCACGGAGAAGCGCCAGAAACGCUGCGCUGAGCGCGGAAUCCAUUGGAUCGGUAUGGGCGUGUCCGGGGGAUACCAAUCUGCCCGCCAUGGCCCGAGCCUGUCCCCGGGCGGCGACCCGGACGCCAUCAACCUCGUUCUGCCGCUGCUCGAGAAAUACGCCGCUAAAGACGAGAAGACCAAAAAGCCGUGUGUCACCAACGUGGGACCAGCCGGGUCGGGCCAUUUCGUCAAAAUGGUCCACAACGGCAUCGAGGGCGGCAUGCUGUCCACCGUGGCCGAGGCGUGGUCGCUUCUGCACUACGGCCUUGAGCUGGGCUACGAGGAGAUCGCGGACAUCUUCGAGAAGUGGAAUUCGGAGGGCGAGCUACGCAACAACUUCCUCCUGGACAUCGGCGUGCAGAUUCUCCGCACGAAGAAGACUCCCCAGGGCGACAAGCAAGGCGAAGGCGCCAGCAAGGACGGAGGGUUUGUCCUCGACGAUGUCCUCGACAAGGUCGUCCAGGACGACGAUGACACCGAAGGCACACCCUACUGGUCCAUCAUGGAGUCGGCCGCCCGUCAUGUCUCCGCCCCAACGCUGGCCACGGCGCAUUUCCUGCGAGUGACCAGCGGAAACCGCGCAGAACGACUCGAAGUUGCCAAGAAGCUUGACCUCCCCACACCCAAACCUGUCGAGGGGGUCAAGGACAAGAAGGCGUUUGUCGAGAAGCUGCGCAGAGCAGUCUACUGCGCCUUCCUGUCCUCCUUCUGUCAGGGCCUGGAGCUGAUCGCCCGCGCUUCCAAGGACGAGGGCUGGAAUGUGGAUCUGAGCAAGUGUCUCCAGAUCUGGCGCAACGGCUGCAUCAUCCAAUCUGAAGCAAUCGCAGACUUGCUGCAGCCGGUGAUGACCAAGUCGCUGACCAAUGUCAAAUAUGUGGACGAGGUGGCGCGCGAGUUGCACAAGCAUUUCGACGCCUUGAAGGACACAGUCCUCGCGGCGACGGCAGCCGACCACUACACCCCGGCGAUUUCGGCGACCUUGGAAUACCUCAAGUACGAGGCCGGAACCAUGCUUCCGACGAAGUUCAUGGAGGCCCAGAUGGACCUCUUUGGUGCGCAUGCGUACAACAAGCCGGGUGUCAAGGGCGAGGACCCAGGGCCUCCCGUCCGCAUUGCCGUCAUCGGCGGCACUGGCUUGCGCGAACUCCCUGGCUUCACCCAGGUCGCCUCCCUCUCCGUCAACACUCCCUGGGGCACUCCCUCCUCUCCCAUCACCAUCCUGCACCACAAGUGCUCCCACAACAACAAGACCGUCGCCAUUGCCUUCCUCAGUCGCCAUGGCGCCCACCACCAGAUCGCCCCCCACGAGGUGCCCGCCCGCGCCAACAUUGCCGCCCUGCGUUCCAUUGGUGUCCGCACCAUCAUCGCCUUCUCCGCCGUCGGCAGUCUGCAAGAGGCCAUCAAGCCCCGCGAUUUCGUCAUUCCCGACCAGGUUAUUGAUCGCACCAAGGGUAUCCGUCCCUUCACCUUCUUUGAGGGUGGUGUCGUUGCCCACGUGCCUUUCGGGGACCCCUUCGACGAGGGCGUCGCCAAGGUCGUCAGAGCCUGCGGACACAGCUUGGAGGGCGAGGGUGUGGUUCUGCACGACCGGGGUACUCUGAUCUGCAUGGAGGGACCUCAAUUUUCUACCCGUGCCGAGAGCAACAUGUACCGCUCUUGGGGUGGCAGCGUCAUCAACAUGUCCUGCCUGCCCGAGGCCAAGCUGGCCCGUGAGGCGGAGAUGGCCUACCAGAUGAUUUGCAUGUCCACCGACUAUGACUGCUGGCACGAGUCGACCGCGGAUGUGACUGUGGAGAUGGUGAUGGGGCACAUGAAGGCCAACGCUGAGAACGCCAAGCGCUUUGUCACGGCGGUGUUGGACGCCUUGGCUUCCGAUGAGCACACCGAGCUGGUGCAGGCCAAGCAUGUGGAGGGCUCCAUCAAGUUUGGACUCAGCACUGCUCAGCCCAACUGGAGCCCCGAGGCUCGUGAGCGCAUGAACUGGCUCUUCCCUGGCUACUUCAACUAG